Messenger RNA from Vicia faba (fava bean), 828 nucleotides. The record is from the annotation of a GenBank genome assembly. NCBI's taxonomy places the organism in Eukaryota, Viridiplantae, Streptophyta, Magnoliopsida, Fabales, Fabaceae.
AUGGCAUCAUCAUCCUCAAGCAACAGCGCAAACUACGACAUGCCGUGGGUCGAGAAGUACCGCCCUAGCAAGGUCCUCCUGGAACUAGAAACACCACCAGUUCGACGGCAGUUUUUCUUGGAUUGCAAUGAAAUUGCAGAUCUUUGUGAUAGUGCAGAGAGGAUAUUUUCUAGCGAACCAACUGUCAUACAGCUUAAGGCACCAAUUAAAAUAUUUGGUGAUUUACAUGGGCAGUUUGGGGAUCUCAUGCGCCUUUUUGAUGAGUAUGGUUCACCAUCAACUGCCGCUGACAUAGCAUAUAUCGAUUAUCUAUUCCUAGGAGAUUAUGUUGAUAGGGGCCAACACAGCCUGGAAACUAUAAGCCUUCUGCUCGCUUUGAAGGUUGAGUAUCCAAACAAUGUUCACUUAAUACGUGGAAAUCAUGAAGCUGCAGAUAUUAAUGCCCUUUUUGGUUUUCGAAUUGAGUGCAUUGAGAGGAUGGGUGAGAGAGAUGGAAUUUGGACAUGGCACCGAAUAAACCGUCUGUUUAACUGGCUUCCUCUUGUGGCUCUAAUUGAGAAAAAAAUCAUUUGCAUGCACGGGGGUAUUGGCUGUUCAAUAAAUCACUUGGAACAAAUUGAGAAUAUUCAGCGUCCUAUUAUAAUGGAAGCAGGAUCUAUUGUGCUGAUGGAUCUUUUAUGGUCUGAUCCUACAGAGAAUGACAGCAUGGAUGACAAUGAGCCGAAAUCGGGGGCAAAACUGGCAAUCCAAUGCAGUUUUUUUGUCGAAUCUCAGCGUUCAUGUUUCGUGCAAACAACAACAACUCCAUUUCCAAUUCCAUUUUGGUGA